GAGGGGAGAGGGCGGCGGGAGCAGCGUUGCGGCAAUGAGCGCCGCCCGCCGCUGCAGCCCGCCCCGGGCGCUGGCAGGAUUAUUUGUCUGGCAUCUGAAGAACACUGGAAUACGGCAGGUACCAUGCCAGUUUGUGCAUCUAUGCCGUGUAGCCAAUAACAGAUUGAUUACAUUUCAGUACUUCAACUUUCUCAAACGAAUGUAUGUAACGCAAUACAACAAAGACCUCAGCCAACGAGCCAAACCUAAGUCAGAUUCAGUUGCAUCUCCUUUUUGUGACCUUCAGCGAUUGGAUCAAGAAAAAAAGGUUAUACACAAGAUUAGACCAAUUUCACCUGUUCAUCAACCUUUGUCUAAGACAUCAAACAGAAAUGAGUUGAGAGAAAUGAAGUCAGCUGCAGAAACUGAAGACUCAGUCACUCGAGUAAGAGCAGAAUCCAAAGAAGACAGACAAUGGAAAGAAAUGAAGCUACGACUGGAUGAUUUGCCAGGAAUUUUGGCACGCUUGUCCAAAAUUAAGCUUACAGCUCUGGUUGUAAGCACCGCGUCAGCUGGCUUUGCCAUGGCCCCGGUCCCUUUUGACCCGACGUGUUUCCUACUCGCCUCCCUUGGAACUGGACUGGCGUCCUGUGCUGCCAACUCCAUCAAUCAGUUCUUUGAGGUUCCAUUUGACUCAAAUAUGAACAGGACAAAAAACAGACCACUGGUGCGAGGACAGAUCAGCCCCCUGCUCGCCGUCUGUUUUGCUGCUUCCUGCGGAGUCCCAGGAAUCACACUGCUGACGCUGGGAGUAAACCCUCUCACCGGGGCCCUGGGAGCCUUCAACAUUUUCUUGUACACGUGUUGUUACACGCCCAUGAAGAGAAUGAGCAUUGCCAACACGUGGGUGGGAGCUGUCGUUGGUGCCAUUCCCCCCGUCAUGGGCUGGACUGCAGCUACUGGUAGUCUCGAUGCUGGUGCGUUACUCUUAGGAGGAAUCCUCUAUUCCUGGCAGUUCCCUCACUUCAACGCCCUGAGCUGGGGUCUGCGGGAAGAUUACUCCCGAGGAGGAUACUGUAUGAUGUCCGUCACCCACCCGGGGCUGUGCAGGCGGGUAGCUCUGCGUCACUGCUUGGCCUUAAUUGGACUCUCAACGGUGGCUCCUGUUCUCGACAUCACCACGUGGACUUUCCCCAUCAUUUCGCUCCCUAUCAACCUCUACAUCUCCUACCUCGGCUUUCGGUUCUACAGGGAUGCAGACCGCAGCAGCUCCAGGAAGCUCUUCUUCUGCAGUCUGUGGCAUUUGCCAAUGCUGCUGCUUGUCAUGUUCACGUGCAAGAAAUCGUUCCUAGAGAAGGAAGACAAAGGCGAUCCGCUUGGUGAAAGUCAUGGGAGGGCUAUGGAAAUUAGAUUGCCUUAAAUGUCAAUAACUUGUCAUCCUCGUGACACAUCAGGUAGUAUAUUUUAGUAAUUACAAGGGGGAAACCUGUGGGGAUCUGUCUGAAGAAGAAUCAUUUGUGCCUAGCGACCACUUCAUGCGAUAAUUUUGUUUUCUUCUGAAAGGGAAUAGACACGAGAGCUUAAAGCAUUCACGGGCGUUAGGCCCGUUCACUCAUCAUGGAUUACAAUUUAGCCUAUGUCAGAAGCACAUCACUUUGGGGUGACCUUCCAAAGCCUCCGUGAGUUGUGGUCUCUCAUCUUGUGGAUAGGUUUUUAGUUAGCAAGUCACAUGCGCACACUUAGUAACCGCCAGCACUGGCAGCCUUGGCGAAGCCGUCAGGAAGCGACAGAUGAAUGAUUUAUCACCCCUUCUUCCCAAGCAUCCUUUCCAAAUUAAGCUUUGAGGCACAUGGUGGGUUGGGUGUACUCUUCUUGUCUCAAUCCGUGCUGUCCCUGCUCUGAUAUUACGCGGAAGCCUUCAGUUUCUGAGGCUUUUUUCAAUCAGCUACUUUUCCCAAGGUUCCCAUUCACCCCGGUAGAUUUUUAGUUUUCAUACAGCUGGCACAAUGCUAAAGGAGUAAGAAAGCUGUCUUUCAGCACACUGCACAUCAGCAUUUAAACAAC
Messenger RNA from Haliaeetus leucocephalus (bald eagle), 2043 nucleotides. RefSeq names its product protoheme IX farnesyltransferase, mitochondrial. Bases 35 to 1399 code for a protein of 454 amino acids. The transcript is spliced from 7 exons. Gene Ontology annotation, biological process: heme biosynthetic process. Gene Ontology annotation, cellular component: mitochondrion; mitochondrial membrane. Gene Ontology annotation, molecular function: protoheme IX farnesyltransferase activity. Lineage: Eukaryota; Metazoa; Chordata; Aves; Accipitriformes; Accipitridae. The record is from RefSeq and is a predicted model, not a curated record.